AUGGGUUUGGAUAUGGGUUUGGAUAAACAUUCAAAAGUAGAAAACGAACGAUUUAAUUUCUCAACUACAACAUCAGGAUCAGAACAGCCAUCAUCACCAUGGCAAAAUUUCAAAAAUUCAUUCAAACCUGCCCUUGAACCAAAUGAACAUUACCUCACAACAACCACCAAAAAAGAUGAAAGGGAAUUAACCGACAUCGAGAGAAUUAAUAUAAAUGCAGCUAAUACAAAUCUACAACGUAAAUUAAAAAUAAGACAUCUUCAAAUGAUUUCAAUUGGAUCAAGCAUUGGAACUGGUUUAUUUGUAGGUACAGGUCAAGCAUUAGCUAAUGGUGGACCAGCCGGUAUUGUAAUAGCUUGGAUAAUUACCGCGACUGCUGUUUUUGCAACAAUGCAAGGUUUGGGUGAAUUAGCAGUCACAUUCCCAGUAUCUGGUGGAUUCAAUUUAUAUGCUUCUAAAUUUUUAGAACCGGGUAUUGGAUUUGCCGUGGGUUGGAAUUAUUUCUUACAAUUCUUUGUAUUAUUACCAUUGGAAUUAGUUGCCGGGGCAAUAACAGUCAAAUAUUGGAAUAAUUCCAUAAAUUCAGAUGUAUUUGUCAUUAUAUUUUGGAUUGUUAUCGUUAUAUUAACGAAUUUGCCAGUUUCAUGGUAUGGAGAAGCUGAAUUUGUAUUCAGUAUGAUUAAAAUAUUGGCAGUCAUUGGGUUUAUUAUAUUAGGUAUUGUUUUAAUUUGUGGUGGUGGUCCAAAUCAUAAAUUUGUCGGAGGAAAAUAUUGGCAUAAUCCUGGUCCUUUUGCAAAUGGAUUCAAAGGUGUAUUGUCAGUUAUUGUAACUGCUAGUUUUAGUUAUGGAGGUACUGAAAUGAUAGCAUUAACAGCUGCUGAAACGAAUUCACCAAGAAAAUCAUUACCAAAGGCCAUAAAACAAGUGUUUUUUAGAAUUUUAAUAUUCUAUAUUGGUUCAAUUAUUAUGAUUUCUUGUCUUGUUCCAUAUAAUGAUUCAAGAUUAUUUGGAAAAUCAUCAGUUGAUGCAACGGCAAGUGCAUUCACAAUAGCAAUAGUAAAUGGAGGAAUUAAGGGAUUACCAUCAGUUAUAAAUGCAGUUAUAUUGAUUUCAGUUUUAUCUGUUGGUAAUGCAUCAGUAUAUGCAACAAGUAGAUCAUUAAAUUCAUUAGCAGAACAAGGAAUGGCACCAAAAUGGACAGGUUAUAUAGAUAGAGCAGGUCGUCCACUUGCAGCGAUUUGGAUCUCUGAUAUAUUUGGCCUAUUUGCUUUAAUAGCAGCGAAGAACGAUGCUCAAGAAGCUGCAUUCAAUUGGCUUUUAGCUCUUUCUGGUCUUUCUUCUAUUUUUACAUGGAUGAGUAUUAAUAUGUCACAUAUUAGAUUUAGAAGGGCAAUGUCAGUUCAAGGUAGAGAUAUAACUGAAUUACCUUUCCGUUCACAAGUUGGAGUCUGGGGAUCAUGGUAUGGAUUCAUAUUGAAUUUUUUAUUUUUAGUAGCUCAGUUUUAUAUUGCUUUGUUUCCAUUAGGUACGAAACCAAAUGCGUAUGAUUUUUUUUUAGGUUAUUUGGGAUUACCUGUUGUUCUUGUGUCUUGGUUAGGUUAUAAAAUUUGGAAAAAUGAUUGGAGAUUGUUUAUUAGAGCUGGUGAUAUUGAUAUUGAUACUGGUAGAGUUAAUAUUGAUCCUGAUAUAUUACAACAAGAAAUUGCAGAAGAGAAAGCUGCAUUGGCUGAAAAAUCAAUAUUUGUUAGAAUAUAUAACUUUUGGUGUUAA
Molecule: messenger RNA, 1770 nt
Organism: Insectozyma verbasci
Lineage: Eukaryota; Fungi; Ascomycota; Pichiomycetes; Serinales; Debaryomycetaceae
Source: the annotation of a GenBank genome assembly